AGAUUCAAGAUGUCGUCUGCAGCGUUGGCAUGAAAUCGCUUGCGUUUUCGCAAAAAGCUUCCAAAAAUGAUCUUAUACACCCCCAUAAUGAAACGUAUAAUUUCACCUGACAUCAUCGAUUAAACAUGUCUUGGUUGGGAGACAGGUUUUCAACGCUUACCAAUCAGCUUUCAACUUUAACGAAUGAAGUUCUAUUAGAAGGCAGAGAAGAGACGGAUGAUCGAGCAGCAGAAUUACAACUGAGUCAGCAACGUGUCAAAGAGCUUGAACGGCAAAAUGGAGCUUUGCGGAGAGAGGUGGAUCAGCUGCGUACGACAAACGUGGAGCUGGAAGAGCAGCAGCAUGCCUCGGAGCUGCGCCUGGCUCACUGUCGACAGGAGCUACGCCUCAAGGAGGAGGAAAUCCAACGGCUGUUGAGGCAAGACCCGGACGACUUCCGGUCGCGUCUCCAUGGAGACGGAGACUUCGACAGCAGCGACCUCGCCGCUUGCCAGCGGGAGAUCCGCAGGUUGUCGGCAGUAGUCGGUCGUCUGCGUGCGAGCGGAGCAGACGAAAGGUAUCUUCUGCCUCAGACUGGGACUUACGAAAGCGGUCAAGGCAUCCAUGCAGAGUUCCAACAGCUCAAUGGAAGUGCGCAUGGGGAUAAUGGCUCGGAACCCGUUCUGCACAAUGGCACGCUGGAGGUGGACGGGACCGCAGGCCUUCGGAAGCCUGCAGUUCCGCGGGCUUCUGAGCUGGAAGCGCUGCAGGAGGAGAAUCGCAGGUUGGAGAGGAGCCUCGUUGAACUUGACAGGCAGAACCAGGAAGCGAUGAGUCAGUUGCUGACCAUAAAGGAGAAGUUGUCAUCGGAGAACAAAUCUCAAGCACAAACAAUAAGUACGCUCGAAGAAGAACUGAAAGCAGCUCUCGUUCGGAAUGCCGAGCCAGCUAGGGAAUCUGUACCAAUUUUGUCUGAUUCUGAGAACAGUACUAGAGAUCCUGCCAAGGACACAGCGGAAAUAGGAGUUCAAACCAUCCUGCGAGAACCUGCCAAGGACACUGCGGAAAUGGGAGUUCAAACCAUCGUACUAGAACAGAAAAGGAUAGAUUCCGCGACGCAGACCGACAUGGCGCAACAGUUUGCUGAUCUUUCGGCAGAUGACUGUACAGAGAACCAGAAAGACGAAGCAACAGAGAAAGGCUGCAAGGAUAUCCCACAAUUCACGAGCAAAGAACCUUCGGCACGAGAAGAAAAACUGCAGGUGCUGCAGGAGUUAGAAACAUGCCGCGAAGAACUGCGGGUUGAGUUGGAGCGUACCAGGCAACUUCAGUGUGAGCUGGAGCAAGCAAAGGCAAAAGUGUCUGAGCUUUCAGUAGAGUUGAGGGUGCUGAGAGAAAAUAUGCAGGCGGAGCGGAAGCAAGAGGUGGAGGAGAGCGCAGAGGAAGGACUGCUCAUUAAGCUGCAGAAUUCGCGACUCGAGGGCCAGAUGCGCACCCUGCGAUCGGAGAAAGAGCAAAUCUUGUCCGUGAUGAACGAGAAGUCUCGAGAGAGCAGCUCGUUGAAGGCGGAGGUACACCACCUCAUGGCAGUAGUGACGCAGGAGAGGCAGGCCAUGGCCAAACUUCGCGCAGAACUCGUAGAACUCCGUCGCGGAGGCGGCAAGACUGACGGGGAGGAAGGCAAGGACCUGGCGCGCGAGGCACUGCACAAGCUCUCGCAGCUGGUCCGCGACAGAGAGGUCGAACUAGACGCGCAGAAGCAGAAGGUGGCCACGUUACUGCAGCUCCUCCAACAAGCUUCACCCGUCACCGGGGACCAGAUGCAAGAAUUGUUAGAGGAACGUGAAGAACUGGCUUGCCAGGUGGCGGCCCUACAGACGCAGAGGGAUGCUGAUAAACAGCAAGCAGAUUCUGCUCGCGAGGAAUUGCGCAGCCUGGCCGAACGUCUUCAGCAGGAGUCCCUGCGGAUGCAGGAACUGCAGCUCCAACAUGACUCUGCGAGGCUGCAGGCGGAAGAUCGACACAAGGCCCUGCGGAAUGCUCAGAACGAGACCGUGGCCCUGAAGCAGCGUGUGGCAGACCUCGAAAAUAGGUGCGCGGCUCUGAUGGAGGAGUGCAGGCUCCUCCGAGAGGCGCAGGUGGCGACGAAGGAGGAGAGCCUGCGGAUACAUGUUGAGCUGGAGAAGUUGAAGAACGAAAAGGACAUGAAGAUCGAAGAGGCAAGAAGGAACAGCGACGAGUCAGCGGAGCAGUGUCGCGAGGAAAACCAGGCCCUGCUGGCUCAGGUUGAAAAGCUCCAGGAGAGAGACGAGAAGCAGACCAAGGAAUUGGAGAGGCUACGACACCACUUACUCCACGUGGAGGAGAGUUACACCAAAGAAGCCCUGCAGGCUGAGCAGAGGGAGAAGGACCUGCGUGCAAGGAUCCUGCAGCUGGAAGACUGGGCACACGCAUCGUCAUCUGCAGUGCACGCUGCCAGCACACAAGCAAACCAACAGGUGGACGGCCUGCAGCAGCAGCUGUCACGCGUGACUGCUCAGAGAGAUGCCGCCGUUGAGAACGUGUCUUCAUUGGAGGACCAGCUGCAGGAGCAUGCAGCGGCCCUGGCAAAUCUCCAGAUGGUUCUGGAGCAGUUUCAGAAAGAGAAGGACCGCGAGUUGCAAGUGAUGAGGGAGGAGCACGGCUGCGAGUUGGCUCUGGUCAGGGAACGAAUGAGGGACCUGACAGAGUUGGUACGGACCAAAGAGGAGCAACUAAGCCAAACGGCCGACGCCCUGGAAGCCGCAGCGCGGCUUAGCGAGCAGCUCGACAGCAAGGAGGAGGCCAUCAGCUCCCUUCGGGAGGAAGUGCGCAAGAAAGAAGAAGAACUGAGGCACGCGAGGGAGGAGACAUCGGUUGUCCGAACGACGACGGAAGGGAAAGUGGACAAACAGAUAAUGAAGAGCCUGGUGCUGGGCUACUUUUCGACACCGCCGGGACAGCGGCUCGAGGUUGUCCGGCUCCUGGCUCGCAUCCUCGACUUCAAUCGCGAAGAGAUGGAAAAGGCAGGAAUACAUUUUGGAAGUAGCAAUAAUCAACAGGUCAGUCCCGCGAGAGGGGGCUGGAUUUCCGGACUGCUGUGGCGGAACAGGUCACCGUCGGGAUCGGAGACUAUAUCUCGUCCUCUAAACAGACAGUCCUUCUCUGCCUUGUUCAUCAAGUUCUUAGAAGAAGAAUCCCGUCCUCAGCAUGGCGUCCGACUGCCCGUCGAGGCCAUGUCUCAACCAAACGUGGGCCCUUCCAGGGCCCUCAUGCCACCUCCUGCCAGGAACUCGUCGACGCCUUCCAAGUCGGGGCAGUUCACUUCCCCGCUAUUGCUCUCGCCGGGAGAUAACCACGCCCACCCGCUCCUCCAGCCGGUCCCGCUACCCACUUUCGCACCCGUCGCGGAGAACCAGUCUGCUUUCUUGCAGCAAAUGCUCAAUUGAACACAAAGUAUGCGUGCACAUGAAAUGUGACACACGUUGUGUUUGAUGGAGUAUUGUUAACGGGGGCGACGGAACAGUGCAGACGACAGCAUUCCAUCCAAUCGGAGGUAGUCUUUGACAAUUCAGACUCCCUCGCCCGCUCGACAAGGAAAUGUUGCGUUGUAGCAGCAUUUACCCCCCUUUUUUUGUACACUCAGCGGUAGAGAUGUUAGAGCUCUGUUGCUUGUCACCGUACUUCGCCAUGUAAAAACAUACCGUGUUAUGUACAUAUAUAUAUAUAUAUACGUAUAAGGAUAGGUGUGACUUUGUUAGACAGUAUUUUUGCACGACUCGGCACACUUGACUGCUUCAUGGAGAUUUUAUUAAUAAUAAAAACGACUAACCACCUAAACUCGCAACACUGCCAUUGUUCAUCUUCCUGAGGUGCACUUGCAUAAAUCUGGUUUAUGUAUACGUCUUCGAUUCAGUUUGGUAAGAUUAAACAGGUGGGGCAAGGGGUCAGGAAAGAAGACAAAGUGGGGGUGAUGGGGGUGGACUCCACCCCUGUGCCUGCUGGAUGUACUGGGCAUACUGACGGUCCUGCUCGCGUGACGACAACAGCUGUUCGCGUCUCGCUGGUACUUCGAUCGCCAGAGCACAUUCGAGAGAGCAGGCCCAGUGUUGGAAAGGCACACACGUGUUUCCCAAGUAGGGGUUCUUGAACGUGAACACUUUGUAACCUGUAAAUGAAAAUACCUUGGCUGACAUUCCUGGAAAAUAAAUAAAGUGAAGAGUUUGGUUUACCGACA
Messenger RNA from Ornithodoros turicata, 4234 nucleotides. RefSeq names its product thyroid receptor-interacting protein 11-like. Gene Ontology annotation, cellular component: Golgi apparatus. The record is from RefSeq and is a predicted model, not a curated record. The transcript has 17 exons. Gene Ontology annotation, molecular function: small GTPase binding. Lineage: Eukaryota; Metazoa; Arthropoda; Arachnida; Ixodida; Argasidae. Bases 126 to 3446 code for a protein of 1106 amino acids. Gene Ontology annotation, biological process: Golgi organization; endoplasmic reticulum to Golgi vesicle-mediated transport.